UUCGUGAUAAGAUUUCCAGCAUUCAAGAUUAGAUCGAGCAGUUUCUCAGUUCCCUCAGUUGGCAGAGGGUUUUAGGAACAGAGUUCAGCGGGGUGUGGUGAAGCAGUAACUUAUUUGUGCAACGAGGCUCUGUCGUUUCGUUGCAGUUUUCACUGUGCCUUGCUUUAAUAAAGAAGACAAAAUGUCUUUGGAAAUUUACUUGGAUCUGUUUUCGCAGCCGUGCCGCUCUGUCUACAUCUUUGCCAAGAAAAACAACAUCCAGUUCGACUACAAGAAGAUCUCGCUUUUUGAAGGUUAUCAGUAUAGUGAAGAGUAUGGGAAAAUCAACCUGCUAAGAAAAGCACCAGCAAUCAAAGAUGGAGACUUUUGCUUGGCUGAAAGCAUUGCGAUUAUGCUGUACCUGGCUGAGAAGUUCCACACUCCAGACUACUGGUACCCCGCUGACCUGCAGAAGCGUGCUAGAGUGAACGAGUAUCUGUCAUGGCAACACUCUGCCAUACGGAUACACGGAUCCAAGAUUCUCUGGUUCAAGCUCUUGAUUCCGAAAGCUUUAGGAGUUGAGAUCCCUAAGGAAAAGAUGGACAACGCAGAAGAGGAUCUUAAAACAUCGCUGAACCUUUUUGAGGAAAAGUUUCUGCGAGACAAACCGUUCAUUGUUGGCGAUCAGAUCUCAUUGGCUGACUUGGUUGCUAUUGUGGAAAUCAUGCAGCCUGUAGGUGCCGGUAUGGAUGUGUUUGAGAACAGACCCAAACUCAAGGCGUGGAAAGAUAGAGUCAGAGCCGAAAUUGGGGCCGAGCUGUUUGAUGAAGCCCACCAGGGAAUUCUUUAUGCCCAGGAAGCGGUGAAAACCAUGGACCCCAAAAAGAUGGAGCACUUCAAACCCAAAAUUCUGAGAUAUUUCCUCUCAUAAACAAACUGGUUAUAGUGUCUGGUUAAAACAAGUCGGUUAUUCAGGAAAAAAGUACUUUUAUAAGUUUCUAACUACACAUUCCAUUUUGUAAUCAGUAAGAAUGAAACCAAUUAGCUUAAAUUACAUAUAACAUAUAGUUUCUAGAGUCUUGCAAUCAUCAAUUUUUCUGUGUGACCUCAAAGAAAAGCAAACUGUGAAAUAGCACAUUUCCAGCUGUGUUCUCUAAAAUUUUGAAUUAGCGCUCACACUGUGACCUUAUCUUUUGAAAAACUGAGCAAUAACACGCAGACACUCAAUACAGCAUUGUUUCAGAAAAUCACUUAACACCCAUGGGAAGGAGCUGGGAGGAAUGUUUCCUACCUCUGUUUAUGAAAUGCUAUCAGAUAUUAUAACGUUUCCUGCAGAAUACUCUGCGCGAUAAGGAAUAACACGUUUUGCUAAUUUCUUGUAGAGAAACAGAGUACAUUCAGCAUUUCCAUCUCUCCGGUAUUGUCAAUAAAUGUAUGGUCUGUGA
Messenger RNA from Puntigrus tetrazona (Sumatra barb), 1424 nucleotides. It is a transcript of the gene gstt1b, whose product is annotated as glutathione S-transferase theta 1b. Bases 182 to 910 code for a protein of 242 amino acids. NCBI's taxonomy places the organism in Eukaryota, Metazoa, Chordata, Actinopteri, Cypriniformes, Cyprinidae. The transcript has 5 exons. Gene Ontology annotation, biological process: glutathione metabolic process. The record is from RefSeq and is a predicted model, not a curated record. Gene Ontology annotation, molecular function: glutathione transferase activity. Gene Ontology annotation, cellular component: cytoplasm.